This is a messenger RNA of Hemibagrus wyckioides, 1673 nucleotides long. Its product is annotated as retinitis pigmentosa 1-like 1 protein. Bases 438 to 1535 code for a protein of 365 amino acids. The transcript has 6 exons. Lineage: Eukaryota; Metazoa; Chordata; Actinopteri; Siluriformes; Bagridae. The record is from RefSeq and is a predicted model, not a curated record.
UCUGUUUCAGUCUAUUCUUCAGUACAUGAGUGAAUAAUUCCAGAUGAAUUUCUUUCUGAGGGUUGAGAAGGGAGUGAAAAUGUGAGGGCAGUGAUUUUGUACACUGGUCAGAUGUCUUUACAAAUCCAGACUCCAGACGUGGGAGAACAGAUUAUUAACACAACUCAAAUGUCUACUUAGAAAACUCUUGCUUGUGAGUAGUUGCCAUAGAGAAUUUUAAAAAAAGAGAGUGUGACGUGUAAUAGAAUUCAGAACGCGAAUCAGAAUGAAUCGUCAGCACGUUCGAGAAUGUUGUUAUAGCAACGGAGCGCAGCGGGUCACUUCAUAGCGCAAAAAAACACCGAGGAGGAUCGCAGCAAAGAAAAGACGCUGAAAAAGUCUUGUAGCAUUUCUGCUUUAUUUGCUUUAUUUUAAAACGAUAGAUAGACCAUCUUUUUAUGAAAAGCUCUGAAAUGACGAGCAGCCUGAAAAUGAGUUUUAACACCGGAUACAGAACAACGGAGAAGGCUGAAGCUGAUGCCGAGAUGGAAAGUGUCCUCACGUCUCUCGACGAACAGCUGAUAGAUGAGGAAACCAAGACUCAGGCUGUUGCUGAGGAAAGUAGCUUCCAAGAAAAGAAGAAGAAUAAAAAGACCAGGAGAGGGACACGAGGAGGAAGAAAGAUGAAAGUCCAGGUCAACAAAGCAGAUGAGGCUGAAACCUUGGUUCAGGUUCAAGCUGAGGCUGAAUCUGUAGAACCAGUGAACAGCAAAUCUGCUGUGGAAAUCCCCAGCAAUGAAAAGAAAAAGAAAAGGAGGAUGAGAGGGAAGAGAGGCGGGAAAAAAAAGAGGCUUCGGUCCAAAAAAGCAGGAGAUGAGGCUCAAGCUGAAGUUGAGGCUCAAGCUGAAGUUGAGGCUGAAGCUGAAGCCGAAGCUGGUGUUGAAGCCGAGGCUGAAGUGAAAGCCGAGACCGAAGCAGUUGAUGCUGAGGCUGAGGGCGAGAAGGAAGCUGAGACCGAGUCUGGUGCUGAGGCUCAAGUUGGGCUUGAUGCUGAAGCUGAGGCUGAAGCUGAGGCUCAAUUUGAAUUUGAUGCUGAAGCUGAGGCUGAAGCUGAGGCUCAAGUUGAGUUUGAUGCUGAAGCUGAGGCUGAAGCUGAGGCUCAAGUUGAGUUUGAUGCUGAAGCUGAGGCUCAAGUUGAGUUUGAUGCUGAAGCUGAGGCUGAAGCUGAGGCUCAAGUUGAGUUUGAUGCUGAAGCUGAGGCUCAAGUUGAGUUUGAUGCUGAAGCUGAGGCUGAAGCUGAGGCUCAAUUUGAGUUUGAUGCUGAAGCUGAAGCUCAAGUUGAGUUUGAUGCUGAAGCUGAGGCUGAAGCUGAGGCUCAAGUUGGGUUUGAUGCUGAAGCUGAGGCUGACGCUCCAGCAAGCACCAGCAGUAAAAAGAUGAAGAAGAGACGGACCAAAGAAGGACUGGAGGCAGAAGAAAAAAGAAAGCCCAGGUUAACAAAGCAGUGGAUGAGGCUGAAAACAUGGUUCAGGAAGAAGCUGGGGCUGAAGCAAUAGGAAGCAAGCCAGAAGAUGCUCAACCAGAGUGUAGAAAAUAAAAAAAUUACCUUUUAUAUUAUAAAAAAGCUUUUAUAUUAAACGUUUAAAGAUUGAUUGUUAAAAUGCUGUUACUGUUGAAUAAAAACAUGACUGAUG